This is a messenger RNA of Arabidopsis lyrata subsp. lyrata, 1343 nucleotides long. Its product is annotated as vacuolar protein sorting-associated protein 28 homolog 1. Gene Ontology annotation, cellular component: ESCRT I complex. The record is from RefSeq and is a predicted model, not a curated record. Gene Ontology annotation, biological process: protein transport to vacuole involved in ubiquitin-dependent protein catabolic process via the multivesicular body sorting pathway. The transcript is spliced from 3 exons. Gene Ontology annotation, molecular function: protein-containing complex binding. Bases 449 to 1078 code for a protein of 209 amino acids. NCBI's taxonomy places the organism in Eukaryota, Viridiplantae, Streptophyta, Magnoliopsida, Brassicales, Brassicaceae.
GUAAAAAAGUCGCACGUAAAAUACGGGAAAAGGCGUGUGAAAGGACUAAACAAAAGUCUCUGAAUUAAUUGGUGGCUCUCUGCUCGAGCGAUUCUCUCUGAUAACCCGAUUGUCAACUCCACAGACAGAGUUCGUUGCCUUGCCUCCGUGUUGUUUUGUUCAUACCGCGUGAAAGCUUUCGUCAUCAAUUCAUCAUCAUCAUAAAGAGGUGUCGUGUGAGCACACGCAAUCUCCAAUCUCUCUUCUCUCUCUCUCUCUCCAAUCUCCAUAUCUUUCUCCUCUAAUCCGGAGAAGUAGCUCCACCAUCGAAAUCUCCCAACUUGCUUCCUUCGAGGAAGCUUUUUGCUUUUUGUUUUCGUCAUUGCGCGUGUCCCAUUCUCUUCUCCAUAGUUCCCUUUAUACUGAAAGCUCAUCAAGUUAUUAUUAGCUAGCUCUCAGUUUCUGAAAGAUGGAGGUCAAGUUAUGGAAUGAUAAGCGUGAGAGAGAAAUGUAUGAGAAUUUCGCAGAGCUUUAUGCUAUCAUCAAAGCUACUGAGAAGCUCGAGAAGGCUUAUAUCCGUGAUCUGAUCUCUCCAUCUGAAUACGAAACCGAGUGCCAGAAACUCAUUGUCCACUUCAAGACAUUAUCUGCAUCGCUCAAGGAUAUGGUCCCAAACAUUGAAAGAUUUGCAGAGACGUACAAAAUGGAUUGCUCAGCUGCAGUUUAUCGCCUUGUGACUUCUGGUGUUCCUGCUACUGUGGAGCAUCGAGCUGCUGCUUCUGCUUCUACAUCAAGCUCUGCUUCUGUUGUUGCUGAGUGUGUUCAGAACUUUAUCACUUCCAUGGAUUCUCUGAAACUCAACAUGGUUGCUGUUGAUCAGGUGUAUCCGUUGUUGUCUGAUCUCUCGGCUUCUCUUAACAAACUAAGUAUUUUGCCACCGGAUUUCGAGGGAAAGAUUAAGAUGAAGGAAUGGCUUCUGAGGCUGUCAAAGAUGGGAGCUUCAGAUGAGCUCACUGAGCAGCAAGCAAGGCAACUUCACUUUGACCUUGAGUCAUCCUAUAACUCGUUCAUGGCUGCUUUGCCUAACGCUGGUAAUUGACCGAUGUGCCACUAGAGAACGAUGUGUGUUCGGUUUAUUUUGUUUGACUUGGCUUUAUGUAGUUAUAGUGAUGGCUUUUAGGACAAUGAUUUUUGUUUCAAGACAAUUUGCUACAUACAUUUUGGGGAUGAAUGUUCGUAGUAGGCAGAACAAGCUUUUCCUUUUGUUGUGUAAAAGAUCAUGCCAAUCCAGAAAAUUGUUUUUUCAUGAAAUGUGUAUGAGAAUCUAACUUUAUUUUGGUGAUUCUUGGCUUUAUGUUGUUAAA